This is a messenger RNA of Mobula hypostoma (lesser devil ray), 1471 nucleotides long. RefSeq lists its product as uncharacterized. The record is from RefSeq and is a predicted model, not a curated record. Gene Ontology annotation, biological process: B cell receptor signaling pathway; B cell differentiation. NCBI's taxonomy places the organism in Eukaryota, Metazoa, Chordata, Chondrichthyes, Myliobatiformes, Myliobatidae. Bases 39 to 734 code for a protein of 231 amino acids. The transcript has 5 exons. Gene Ontology annotation, cellular component: external side of plasma membrane; B cell receptor complex.
UUUUGGGGAGGGUUAUUAACAAAAAGAAAACAAUCUCGAUGGAUUUAUUCAACAAGAUAUUCACCUUACAGAUUUUGCUGUUUGCAGCUGGAAAUGAGUGGAACCUGACAGUAACACAAUCCCCAUCUCGCCUCAAUGCAGUGGAAGGAGACACGGUUACCCUCAUGUGUCACAUUGUGAGCAGCAGCUUAGACAUGAGAAUAGAAUGGUAUAAAAUAUGGCAGAAGGCAAAGACAUCACUGCUCACCUCCAAAUGGAGUAAGACUAUGUAUUACUUUUUAACUGAAAGAAUGAAGCAUACUUUCAAUGAAACAUGCAGUUUACUGACUAUCUUUAAUGUGACACUAAACGAUACUGGACAAUAUAUCUGUCAAGCAAGCAUCGAGAUUCCACCACCUGUGUUUACAAUAUCUGGCAAUGGGUCUUAUCUGCACGUACAAGAUACCUCAGAGGAUUCAAAAUCAAAUGCAGGCGUCGCAAUGUGGAUCUUGAGUGGCUUGUUAUCAGUUAUUGGACUGCUGAUGUCAGUUUGCAGUUUGUUUUUGAUCAAAAGAUUGCUGUGUCGCAAAAAAGAGGAUCCUACGUACGUCAAUGUGCAAUUUAGAAAUAAAGCAGGCAAAAACAGUUGGCUCACAGAACAACGAAACCUAAGGUAUGUAACCUCAGGCAGAUGUGGAUAUCCUAAAGCCACUCCAUCUAAGUCACCGCACAGACUGGAAAGAGACCUGAAAUGAAAUAAGUUUGAAUAUCCAUAGAUAACAUAAUCUGAGAUAUUCAAAAUACUGGGAAACAACAUCUUUUGAUGCCGUGGAUGACAACUUGAACACCCAUCUGGAGUCACAGGAGACGGCAGAUAAUGGAAUGUGGAGCAACACACAAGACCCCAGAGGGAUUCAUUGGGUCAUGUAGCCUUUUUGGAGAAAAAUGGACAGUUGAUACUUCAGAGUGAGACUCUUCAACUGUACUGCCUGAUGUGUGAAUAAUGUGGUGUUAUGCGCCUAUGGUGAGGUCUGUGAUAUAGGGUUAGAGUUGUGGGCAGAGAUGAAGACUCUUCUAGUUUCACUGAGAGAGAUGGAGAAGGUAUAGUGAUGUUUACCCUAUGGCUGCGUUCUUCUGUGAUUAUCGCCAAGAUUGUGAUCACCAGGUUUCCUGUUUCUUAUUGUGAUUGUUUAUCUAAGAACCAUUAUAUCUUUUGUUUAGAACUGCCUGUAAAGGAGCUGUUCUUUGGGAGGUACAUCCUCCAGUCUGUACUAGAAAAUUAUAUCAAAUAAUGUAAUUAAUGUGAACUCACUCAAGAAGCUGUUUCACUCUGUCCACCAGGAUUGGGCUCAGUUGUGAUAUUCAUUGAGAUGGAGCACAGAAUAUGUCCUUUUUGGCCUUCAAGCUGUGCCACCCAGCAUCCCUCGAGUUACCCAUAGCCUAAUCACAGGACAAUUUACCGUGACUGCGGGAGGAAACUGGAGCAUCUGAA